Molecule: messenger RNA, 1561 nt
Organism: Nerophis ophidion (straightnose pipefish)
Lineage: Eukaryota; Metazoa; Chordata; Actinopteri; Syngnathiformes; Syngnathidae
Gene: acbd4
Product: acyl-CoA binding domain containing 4
Exons: 11
Coding region: 286-1443 (385 amino acids)
Biological process (GO): fatty acid metabolic process
Molecular function (GO): fatty-acyl-CoA binding
Source: RefSeq, a predicted model, not a curated record
GGCUUGUGUGACGUGUAUAUGUCACGUGAGGUUCCCAAAAGUGGGUACACAGUUGUUAGCUUCGCCGCAGUGUAUGCUGUAAAAUGUCGCUGCCGUUACUGUUAACGUGUUUUGAAAGUACUUUAGGGAAACAAAAAUGUUAAAUACUCUGGUUGUCUCCGUAAAUAAGUAGUACGGUCAUGGCCAGUGACUGAAUACUUCGUCAAUGAAUCACAGUGGUGUAUCUUACAGUGGGGCAAAAAAGUAUUUAGUCAGCCACCGAUUGUGCAAGUUCUCCCACUUAAGAUGAUGACAGAGCUUUCUACUCGUGGAAGUACAAUGCCAGACACAGUGAUGCUAGAGUCUGUGGUUGAUUACCACACACGCUUUCAGGCUGCUGUGGAUGUCAUUCAUAAUCUCCCCAAAAAUGGAUCCUAUCGGCCAUCGUAUGAGGUGAUGCUACGCUUUUACAGUUUAUACAAACAGGCUGUGUGUGGACCCUGUGCAAUGUCCCGCCCUGGCUUCUGGGAUCCAGUAGGCCGCUACAAAUGGGACGCUUGGAGCCGACUUGGAGACAUGAGCACUGCUAAUGCCAUGGCAGCAUAUGUGGAUGAGCUGAAGAAGGUAGCCCAAGAGGUCAUUGACACAAUGCCAAUGAAUGAGAAGACUGCCUCACUCUUUCACCAUUUUGAGCCUCUGUACGUGGUUAUUGACGACAUGCCGCGGCCCCCACAGUCGCUGCUCAGGCUCAGAGAAGGCUCACGACAAAGUGAGGGUUUGGUGUUGAACAACGACUCUGAGAACGAGAUUUUCUGUGACUCUGUAGAUUCUGUGGAGCAACUCAGUAACCUAAAGAUACCACUUGUCAAGUCUAACGGGUUUCAGAAUGGCCAUGAGGUCUUGGAGUCAUCCCUUCUUGAAAGCCCAAAACUCGAAAACCAGUAUGAGAGCAGACAGGUGGGGGCAGGUCACGGUGGAGAGGGGGGGAAGGAUGCAAAGGAUCGGGAUACAAACAGAAGUCGAGCCUCUGGACAGGAAGGUUCCUACCACAACAGGAGAGAAAGUGGUGUUCCACCAAGCAGAAGAAGGCGUGGUGUGACUGGUGGUGCUAGUGGGGAUGAGAGAGCGGGAGGAAAUGGUUCUGAUGAUGUUCCAGAGAGUGGGCAUGAGACACAUCUUCAGCACCAAAUCAUUCUGGCUUUAAGGAAGCUCAAAUAUGACAUGAGGAGUGUGAUGGCAAGGUUGGAGGUGGUGGAGAGGCUCACAACUUCACAUGCUUCUGGCUCAGAGUGGAGACCCUGUCUGCAAUGUGCCAGUGUGGCCUCUCCACAUCAGGAGAAGAAGUGGUGGCCAUUUGACCUGUCUUGUCAGACAGUUCUUCUGUUUAUGCUGUGGCCUUUUGCUGCUCAAGGUAUGAUUCAUCUACUCAAAAAGAUCCAGAGGAGAAGUCAAUUGUCUUCAUGACGUCAAGAAAUUCCCCACGUCACAGAAAUCUAUUCAUGUGGAAUGUGUCCUAUGACUGAAGAACGUUAUUCAGAAGAUCUUUCCCAGAGAAAAAAUAGUAAAGUUGAUGGACUUGGAA